Molecule: messenger RNA, 1800 nt
Organism: Miscanthus lutarioriparius
Lineage: Eukaryota; Viridiplantae; Streptophyta; Magnoliopsida; Poales; Poaceae
Source: the annotation of a GenBank genome assembly
AUGGCCAUGGAGCUGCUGCUAACAGUCGCAUUAGCUUCCUUGCUCCUCCACGUAGCAAGAGCCACCGUCGACAACACCACCGCAAGCUGCGCUCCGGCGAGAUGCGGGGACCUGAGCGUCACGUACCCGUUCUCGCUCAGCGGCGUGCAGCCGCCGUACUGCGGUUUCCCGGCGCUCCGCCUCACGUGCAACGAUGGCCGCCGCGCCUACCUCGACAGGGCGUUCACGGAGCGCCCGUACCGCGUCCAAGGCAUAUCCUACGACAACAGCUCGCUCGUGGUGUCCGUCGAGGCGUCCACCUUCGCCGGCGACGAGACGUGCAGCAUCCCGGACUUCAACGUCUCCUCCGGCCUCUCCCGCCUCCCGCUCAAGAUGAGCGACGCCAACAGGAACCUCACCGUCGUUUAUGACUGCGAGGUUCCUCGUAGCAUACGACUGCCACGGCCGUGUGCUAACCACACGAUGGGAGCUUACGUCUCCGACGGCGACGGACCAACGACGGGUGUUCCGACGAACUGCAGCUUUCUCAGCGUGCCGGUGCGCUUGUUCCGUGACGACGGAAAGCCGGCCCCUCAUCGCUACGACUACGAGGGACUGAUCAGCGAUGGGUUCCUCUUGGAGUGGACGGCGGUGGGAGACUGCGCUGCGUGCAAACGGAGCGGAGCAGAGUGCAGGUUCGUCCAACAAUCGUUCCAGUGCUUCUGCCGCGACGAGUUGCUCUGCUCAACCACGCCUCAAGGUAUCGACGGUACGGCCAGGAAGAUAAUCAUAGAGGUUAUAAAGAUAACAUAUUUCCUUCGUAGUAAGCUUGGAAAAGGCAGUUAUGGUACAGUUUUCAGCGGAAGGCUGGACGAUGGUCAUCUUGUCGCUGUUAACUUAUUGCAUCUCUCCAAAGGAAAUGGAGAGGACUUUGUGAAUGAGGUCAUGAGCAUUAGCAGAACAUCCCAUGUUAACAUUGUUAGCUUGCUUGGAUUUUGUUUGGAAGGUUCGAAACGAGCUCUUAUAUAUGAAUACAUGCCUAAUGGUUCUUUAGAUAAGUAUAUUUAUGCAGAGAACCACAAAGGAAUUUUAGGAUGGGACAAACUGUAUAAAAUUGCAAUUGGAAUUGCCCGUGGGCUAGAAUACUUGCACCAUAGUUGCAACACACGUAUUGUUCAUUUUGAUAUCAAGCCUCAAAACAUCCUUCUGGACAAAGAUUUCUGCCCAAAGAUUGCAGACUUUGGUCUAGCCAAAUUGUGUGGCACAAAAGAGAGUAAGCUUUCAUUGACUUAUCCUAGGGGAACAAUUGGCUUUAUUGCCCCUGAAGUUUUCUAUCCAACUUUUGGAAAUGUCUCAACAAAGUCAGAUGUUUAUGGUUAUGGAAUGAUGUUGCUGGAGAUGGUGGGGAGGCGGAAAAAUGUCGAAGCGAUGGAUGAGAACUCCAGUAAAAUGUAUUUUCCAGAUUGGAUUUAUGACCACUUUGCUCAAGAUGAUGGAUUACAAACCUAUGAAAUCGGAAGUGAAUUUGAGGAAAUGGCAAAGAAGAUGACCUUAAUUGGUUUAUGGUGCAUACAAUUAUUACCUAUGUAUCGUCCUACAAUAACGAACGUUUUGGAUAUGUUCGGAAGGAGAUUAGAUGAAUUAGACAUGCCACCAAAGCAAAACUUAUGUCAAAUAAUCGAAGAUUCAGCUCACAAUUUGAGUGUAGAAAAUGCAAGUGCUACAAACCCUAGUAACGCAAAGGUGCCUUCAGGUUGUGGACAGCCUGGUGCAAGGAUGAUAGUGAAACCACUUAUUAGGCCUAAGCCUGGGUUUGCUUAG